Messenger RNA from Linum tenue, 978 nucleotides. NCBI's taxonomy places the organism in Eukaryota, Viridiplantae, Streptophyta, Magnoliopsida, Malpighiales, Linaceae. The record is from the annotation of a GenBank genome assembly.
AUGCUCAAUCUUCACUCCUUCAUAUUGAUUACAAUUCUCCUGUCGCUCUCACCAACAAGAGCUCAGAAGCCCAUCACGUCGCCACAGAUGCUAGAUCUCCUAAUCAGAAACUACACUUUCAGUGACAACUUGAACAUGACGAAAACAGGGGAAAUGCAGAGUGUCCGCCUCCCGCCUAACCUCUCCGGCGUACGGGCUCGCGCAGCGAGGUUCCGGUGCGGCAGCUUGACCCGGUACGGGGCAAGGAUCGACGAAUUCCACCUAGGAAUCGGCGUCAACUUGUUCCCUUGCGUGGAAAGAGUGAUGUUGAUCACACACAACUUUGAUCUCAAUUGGUCAAUAUCCUUCUACUCUGCAAACUACAACCUCUCUGGCUACCAACUCGUAUCGCCAAUUCUCGGCCUCACUGCCUACAAUGCGGGCAAGAAGACCAGCAACAACCCCAAUUCAAGCUACCCUUUGGAAGUCGGAAUUCGUUCCGAUCAAGGAAGUCCAAUCACUAUCAAUUUCACCGUCGCUGCGAUUCGUGACGAUCAUGUUGAUCCUCUGUGUGCGAGCUUUGGGAGAGAUGGGAAGACUGUGAGCUUGAAACCCCCAAUUUCGCCUUAUCUCUGUGGUUCGACAUCCAACGGUCAUUUUGGGUUGGUGGUGAAGCUUCCACCGGCGCCGCCAGCCCCACCGCCGUACGCAGCAGAGGACGGAGGAGGAGGAGGAGAAGGAGGCAGAGUGGUGAUGUGGAAAGUGGCGGUGGGGAGCAGUGUGGGGAGUGCAUUGGCGAUUGUGCUGUUGGGUUUGCUUCUGGUGGCGAUGUUUGCCAAGGUGAAGAAGAAAGCGAGGAUGGUGGAGAUGGAGAGGAGGGCGUAUGAGGAGGAAGCUCUGCAGGUUUCCAUGGUUGGACAUGUUAGAGCUCCUGUAGCUGUCGGAACUCGAACUGCCCCCAUUAUUGAGCAUCAUUUCGUACAUUAUAAGCCUAAAUGA